AUUUUUAAUGUUCUUCAACGAAAAAUUUUAUUUAUUAAUUCUCUAAUUCAUAUAAGAAACAAAAAAUAACAAAAUAACAGCAUUGAAUGGUGAAACUCAGUUUUUGAUCUGUCAGUAAUAAACCGUAUUUCGAUGUGGUAACGCGUUAAAUUCAAUUCGCUUACAGUAUAAAAAAACGAGUGGAUAUUAUUUUACUUUUAUUUUAUAUCUUAUAUUUUGUUUUCAUUAUUUUAUAAAAAAGAAAAAUAAAAAUUUUACCGUUCGCCGAGUACCUAUUAACAAUAUCAUCACCACCUUCAUAAUUCUUACCUUUGUUCAUUUGCACGUACUUACAAACAUACAUAAUGAAUUAAUGUAUUUAUUUGUAUAUAAAAAAAUGUUAAUGUGAAUGAAAAGUUAAAAAAAAAAGUUGUGGGACAAUCAGAAUAUCGACGAUUAAUGCAUAUGAACAUAUGUACAUACGUACGUACAUCAAUUAGCGGCAGCACCCAUAUUUUAUAUGAAAAAAAAAAUUGUCAAAUAAAUAUUGCGCGAUCGUUUUAUAUGUAUAAAGUGUUGUAACGCUUAAUGAAAUUGUAUCUAAGUUGCUCGUACAUAGAAAUUUUUUGUAUGUGGUGCUCAGACUGGAAAAAUAAGUUUAAUGUUUUUUUUAAGAGAAAAUCAAUUUGUGAUUGAAAAUUUUUAAUUAAUAAAAUAUAAAUUAAUGAAAAUUACUUCAAUAAAUAAUUCAUUAUCAAUCUAAAUGAUUUCGAGAAGAAAGAGAAAAAAAGUUUUCUAGACAAAAAAGAAAAAACAAAAAAUUCCUGUUUAACCUUUUUUUGUUUCAAAAAAUAUCUUGUUUUUUUUGUUUUGUUGAUUUUUAUGCAAAUAUUUAAAAACUUAAAUAAGCCAUCAUUAUGAAUGAAGUAGCCAUAAAUAUUCUUGUCACAUUGUUAACCAGUUAUAUUUUCCCAACAGCUUUUGCUGGUGAUUGUGGUUCAAAUUUUAAAGCUAAGUGCACAUGUGGGGAAAUGCCAUAUGAUGGAAUUCUUCAGUAUGUCGUUAAUUGCACCAAUGCUGGAUUCACGAAUACAAAUAUUUUAGAAUCUAUGCCGAAUGAAACCCAAAUUUUAAUUUUUUCUGGAAAUCGAAUAGAUGAGUUACCAUGGAAUGUUUUCGGAACAAUUAAUAAAUAUUAUAAACUAACAGUUGUUGAUAUGAGUAAUAAUCAUAUAAGGGAAAUCAGAGGAAAAGCGUAUCAUCAUGUUCAAAACGUAAAACGUUUAAUUUUAGAUCAUAAUAAUUUAAGUAUAUCAAGAGAUGACGAUGAUGUUAACCACCACCAUCCAAGGGUUUUCUCAAAUUUUAUUAAUUUAGAAGCAUUACAUUUAACUGACGCCUUUGCUGACAAUAGCCCGCCAGAAUUAAGUGAAGACCUUCAUGAUAUAUUUUUUCAAAGUAAUUUAACGAAGUUGAGGAAACUUCAUUUAGAACAAAAUGAAAUAUCAACAUUUAAGGAUCGUAAAGUAUUUUGUGACUUGAUUAACUUAAAUGAUUUAUAUUUAGGCGAUAAUUGGUUACAAGAAAUUAAUUUUGAUGUAAAAUGUUUAAAAAAAUUGCGCUUUUUAGAUUUAGAACGAAAUAAAUUUGAGUACUUAAAACCAAAAGAUUUAAAAUUACUUGACGAGCUAGAAGAAAAUUCAAGAAUGGAAAGGUCAAUCGAUUUAAUUGUUGAUUUUAAACUUAAUCCAUUUGUAUGUGACUGUAAGAUUCAUCAAUUUCACAAAUGGCUAAAUUUAACAAAAGUGAAUGUAAGAGAAAAAGAAAAAUUGGUGUGCCUGAAAGAUGGUCGAAAUUUAGAACGAAUAAGUCAAAUUCAAUACGAUAAAUGUAUAACUAAAACAAAAUCCGACCACACAAUUUUAUUAAUUUUUCUAUUAACAGCUCUUAGUAUAAUUUUGGUAGGAUUACUUUCAGCACUUGCAUAUCUAAGCCGUGAUAAAAUUCGUCAUGCGAUGUUUCCAGUUCUAGAUACUAUGUCAAAAAAAGUACAGUAUACCACUAUUAAAGAUGAUGAUUGUCCAGAGGUUCAUGUGUAGGUUUCAUGGAUUGGUCUAAAAUAUUAAGUCAAUAUAAAUUCAAAGCAUAAAAAGUUUAUGUUAUAUAAACAAUAAUCAGAAAUAUUUUUUUAACAACUCAAAAUUAAGUGUUAUAUCAAAUAUUUUUUCGCUUAAACAAAAAAAAAUUGAACCGCCCAUUAUGUUAUUUUAAUAAAAUUUUUAAAUUAAUUACUAACAAAACAUAAGUUUAAGGAAGUUAUGUAUGUUAUGUAAUGUAAAUAUCUGUGAUCUACAUUUUAAAAAAGUAAUUUGUACAUUUUUUUAAAUAAAAUUUUUGUUAUUAACGCUUUUUAAAUAUUUAUUAGAUU
Condylostylus longicornis is the source of this 2407-nucleotide messenger RNA. RefSeq names its product phospholipase A2 inhibitor. The transcript has 3 exons. Gene Ontology annotation, molecular function: protein binding. The coding region runs from base 897 to 2078 and encodes 393 amino acids. The record is from RefSeq and is a predicted model, not a curated record. NCBI's taxonomy places the organism in Eukaryota, Metazoa, Arthropoda, Insecta, Diptera, Dolichopodidae. Gene Ontology annotation, cellular component: membrane.